This is a messenger RNA of Callorhinus ursinus (northern fur seal), 4889 nucleotides long. The record is from RefSeq and is a predicted model, not a curated record. Lineage: Eukaryota; Metazoa; Chordata; Mammalia; Carnivora; Otariidae.
GCGCCGGCCGCUUCCCAGCCUGGCUGAAAGGGCUCGCGUAGCCGGCCUUGUCGGCCCCUGAAGCGCUCCCUGGGUGGCCUCGCCCCAACUCCCCUCCCGAGUCGCGCAAAGGGAGCUGCUCCUGGCUCUCGUCGGCCCCCCCAGGUUUGCUUUCCUUCUUUUCCCGAAGGUGGGCCCUGAGGUCCACCGCCGCGAAGCCUGCGGCCGCCGGGAAACCCAAACCCCAGUGUCCGGAGACUAACCGGAAGUGCGGUCCCAGGCGGAGGGGCGGUGCCGGCGGCCGCCCGGGAGAGGGAAGAAUUGAGUGCUAUGCAUACUUACGGACUAGAGACCUUUUGAAGCCAAAAGGAAGACAGUCUUGAGUCUUCAUUGUUAUGAACACUCUUCUUCCUUGAGAAAUCAGAUUCUCGGGAGCAGGAAGUAAACGCCGCUUUCCUUCCAGUUAGCUUCUAGAGUUUACAAAUUGCUGAAUGGAAAUUGGAAAACCAAUCAGAAAAUUGAUGAAACAAAGUCAUCCAUCUUCUGGAUCCUUUCGCCUCACCUCAUUGUUUCCUCUGAAUUCAGGGUUGGAAAUACCAAGUAAGGAAUUAGUCUAUAUGAUGCUGGAAACGUGUAGAGACGAGCUGCUCAUGACUGAAAGGCCUACGACAGAUGUAUCUUUCAAGUCCUUACCAAGAAAAUGACUAUGAAGAACAUGAUGAUGGGUCAAGAAGACCAGUGGAAAACUCCCUAGGAGAGAGCCAUAGAAAAUGUACACUUCAGAAGAGAGAUACAAUCAGAGAACUCAGAAAAGGAAAAUCUAUCAUGUAUGCCCUCAGAAGGGUAAAAAGAUUUUUAUUCAUGUGCAUGAGAUUACUCAAAUAGAUGAUCAGAUAUACCAGUGCCUUGAAUGUGAGCAAAACUUCUGUGAAAACUUAGCUCUUAUUAUGUGUGAGAGAUCCCAUCCUGGGGAGAAACCUUAUAGAUGUGAUAUGUGUGAGAAAACCUUCGUCCAAAGCUCAGAUCUUAUUUCACACCAGAGGAUCCACAAUUAUGAGAAACCUUAUAAGUGUAGCAAAUGUGAGAAGAGCUUUUGGCACCACCUGGCCCUUUCGGGACACCAGAGAACACAUGCAGGUAAAAAAUUCUAUACAUGCGAUAUUUGUGGCAAGAAUUUCGGUCAGAGCUCUGAUCUGCUUGUCCACCAGCGAAGCCAUACAGGCGAGAAACCCUAUCUGUGUAGUGAGUGUGAUAAAUGCUUCAGUCGAAGCACAAACCUCAUAAGGCACCGAAGAACUCACACAGGUGAGAAACCGUUUAAGUGUCUGGAGUGUGAAAAAGCUUUUAGUGGGAAAUCAGAUCUUAUUAGCCACCAGAGAACUCAUACUGGUGAAAGGCCCUACAAAUGUAAUAAGUGUGAGAAAAGUUACCGACACCGUUCAGCCUUCAUUGUUCAUAAAAGAGUUCAUACUGGGGAGAAGCCCUAUAAAUGUGGUGCCUGUGAGAAAUGCUUUGGCCAGAAAUCUGACCUUAUUGUACACCAGAGAGUCCAUACAGGUGAGAAGCCAUAUAAGUGCUUGGAAUGCAUGAGAAGUUUUACUCGGAGUGCCAACCUAAUCAGGCAUCAGGCAACUCACACUCACACUUUUAAAUGCCUUGAAUAUGAGAAAAGUUUCAGCUGUAGCUCAGACCUCAUUGUGCAUCAAAGAAUUCAUAUGGAAGAGAAACCACAUCAGUGGUCUACAUGUGAGAGCGGCUUCCUCCUGGGCAUGGACUUUGUUGCCCAACAGAAAAUGAGAACGCAGACCGAGGAGCUGCAUUAUAAAUACAGUGUAUGUGAUAAAAGCUUCCACCAGAGCUCAGCCCUACUUCAACAUCAGACAAUCCAUAUCGGUGAAAAACCAUAUAUCUGUAAUAUGGGCGAGAAAGGUCUUGAGCUCAGUCCUCCCCAAGCAUCAGAAGCCUCACAAAUGUCUUGAUCCGACAAGAAGUUAUAAUACCAUAAAAAAAUGUAUUUACAUGUCAGAGAACUCAGUAAAGAACUCUAGGCAAAUCUCAGACUUUCCUCAGAGCUCAGACUUCAGUGGGGACCAGAGAAUGCAGCUGUGGGAAGUUGAGAAAUGGUUUGCCCAGAGAGCUACCCUAACAGAACACUUUAUCAGUCACUCCAAUGAGAAACCUUACAAAUGCCCUGAGUUUGGGGAAAACCUUUAGUCCACGCUCAUAUCUGAUCAUCCACAAGGGGAUUCCUACAGGUAGGAACCUUACAAAUGCAGUGAGUGUGAGAGAGCUUUCUAGCAGUGCUCAGCCGUCCUCAUCCCAAGAGAAUUCACACCAGAGGACUUUUUAAAUGCCCUCAGUGUCAACAGAGCUUCAGACAGUAUGCACGUCACAUUGGACGUCAGAAAGCCCACAAUGGGGAGAAACCCCAGCAAGUGUGUAAAAAGCUUCUAACAGAACUAUGACUUUCUUACUCUUCAGAGAAGCCAUACUGGUGAAAAUAUGUAUAUUUGUCUUGAAUGUGGCAAAAACAUGAGUUGGAAGAGCCUUCUUGGGUUUGCACCAAAGAAACCCAAUCUGAGGAAAGACCUUACAAAGUCUCUGAGUGAGAAAAACUUCUGUCAAUGAUCAGCUCUCAUGGUACACCAGGGAACUCGCAUUAGUGGAAAACCCCCCUUGAGUCUGAAAAAAGCCUUGCUAGAAACUCCUACCUUAUUGGGUCCCAAAGAACGUACUCUCUGGAGAAUUUUGGCCAGUGAGAGAUCUAAUUGUGGACUGUGUACAUAUAAUAGGUAAUAGUUGACCCAUACGGUAGAGAUGACUUUUAAUGGAGUCAAUAUGUAAACAGUUGUUUAGAUACCCGGAAGCUUGUUCUGGGAGGAGCUAGAGCAGGUCACAGUAGGCCUGAUGGGUAACUCAGGUAAAGAUGCUUUUCUUUUAUCUGAACCACUUAAUGAUUGCUUUACUUUUCGCUUUUUAAAAUUUGGAAAUCCAAUAAAGGAAAGGACUGUAACCUUGUGAUAGAAGGCGUGGCAUGUGUUCCCUGUGGGGGAAAGGAUUAUGUUGACUUGGCCUCUGUGGGACUAGUGUGUUGACAGUAGCCUGGGAACCUUUUGCUGAUAGUGAAAAGAACUGAGCAGCUAGGGAGUGGUUCCCCUGGAUCAAAACUCUCCCAAAAGUUCUCCCUUUGGAGGGCCAGCCUCAUAAAGAGGCAGAAUACUCAGCUUUUUUACUUAGCAUGAGUUAAGGCAUUCCCCUCUAAAGUUUCCUUUCCUUCAAACAUCUUUGGGAGAUGAUCACUGGUUUUUGAAAUUUCAGCUUUAGAGACUUCUUUUAAACUGAAAUGCAAAUUUCAGUAUAAUAGUCAUGUCAUGAUGUCUCUAGCAUCUGUAUUUUUAUGACUUUAACUCGCCUCUUUCAUUGAUAAAAUGCUCUUCAGCUCCUUGCAAAAUGAUUAAAGGGAAACCAAAAGAAAGGUUUAAGUCUGAGUAGGCACAGAGUAAAACACUUAUUUGAUGAAUCAAAAAUGAAGGAGCUAAAACUUUGUGAUUUUGAGUAUCCCAGACUCCAAAGCUGGUGUUCUUUUCACUCCAUUAUCCUGCUGUUUAUAGCAAAUCAAGCCCCAUAAUGAUAUGCCUUUCAUUUAUUUCAGUUCUGCCAAGGAAAGAGAAUACUUUUUAUUCCCAGGGAAAGGAUUGCAGUCACCACAACAUAAGGUAUCUGUGUGGCUUGGAAUGUAGGAUUCUGAAUGCUAGAAGGGAAAAGUAGUUGGCAGAUUCAUCAGAGAUUUAAGGAUAAGCACUUAUCUCCAACUUAACAGGAUAAUUAACGAUCAUCUCUAACGUUCUCUAGAAAUACUAUAAUUAAUCCAGGGAUUAUAAAUGGACAAUUCUGAGGGUUUUUUUCUUCCCUCAGAUUAAAAGACAUUUAAUAUAAGUACUUAAGAUUCCUACAGCAUUUGGGACUAUAGACUGGUGAGUAAAUAUUUUGUUGCUACUCUGGGUUCUCUGGUUUAUUUAACAAAUCCCUGAACUCCGGAGAGUGCUGGCAUUCAGACUUAACGGAGGUGGCCAGCUGCGACCUUGUGUGCAGCUCUCAGCUUUGAUCCUAAUGGCUGGUUGAUGAGCCUGAUAAUCUUAGGGUCCCAGUGGAUAUAGCUUAUAGUGAUAAUAAGGAAUCUGGUUCUAGGGUGGGGUUUUCUUGGUCUUUUUUUUUUUUUUUUUUUAGAAAACAAAUGCUGGAAGUUUAUUUGAUCUGUUGUGUUUUAGUAAUUUUCAUAAAUAGCUCUUAUACCAUGAAAAGUUGCCCAGUGUGAUAAAACACGCAAGAUGUAUUUGUUUCUCUUUGGUGCAGAUCAUGCCUAUCACUAGUAUAUGUUUGACGGUUGUAAUACUUAAAAUAGUAUUGGGUGUAUGGCAUGGUGGUGAUGAAAGUUAGUCCUUAUGGCUACUUAUUAGUCAUUAGAACUUGGAGAAGGGGACAGUUUAUAUCGUUGGCAGGGCAAUGACUUGCCCCUUCUUUCAACUAAUCUUACUGGUAAUUCUCUCUAGUCUUUAAGUAAAUUAAGGAUGGACCAUCCUUCAAAUGGAGAACAGUUGGGGUAUGAGACAGGUCUGAGUGUGAGGGCUUUUAACCGUGGGGAAAAAAGGUGUUGGUGUUAUUCAUAGAGCAUAACCUGAGGUUGGAGAGGACCACUUGGGAGCCUGUAACCAAAACUAGAAGGUAACUUCUGGGAUGGAUGGAGGUUCUCUUGAGACAGUGCCAACCUAAAUCUACCUCAGGUAAGUAGUUAGAGUAACUUUUUCAAGAUUUCAGACCAAACGAGACACUUGUAUUCAGUCAAUGUAUUCCUAUGCUUUAAUGUUUUUGUUUUCCCUUAAUUCUUAAAUAAACAUUUAUUCUGAAAAGCU